CUCGAUAAAUCUCUAUAGUACUUUGUCAUCUUGCUCGUCGUUCGUCGAGAAUCCUCGUAAUCCCCGAAGCUUUAAUAAAUCUUCUGCUCGAGCAACAUCGCUUCUCACCUAUGAUUUCUCGGGAUGGCCAAUUACCGUGUUCGGCGAUCGCGAGAGACACGCAAUUGGCAGAUAUUGCCUUCUCGACGAUCGGUACAAUUAGCUCGCCUCAAACGCGUGCUAAUUCACAGCGAAACGCAACCGCUCCAUUUCUCCGUUCGCUCUUCUCGCCCGUUUUACGUAAUUUCGUGCGCGGCGCGAGCUCGUAAAGAAUUUACGAGACCAGGCCACGCACAUGGACAAAUCACGCGGAAAGAGCGGAACGUCCACCAUGAAACGAAAUAAAAUUUCUUCGCAUUCCACCAUUUCCUUUUACGGCCUACGCUGUACCGGCUGUAAAAUUCAACGGCGCGGUGGCGCCGUGAUAAGUCGGGGAUGAAACGACCAUGCUACCCUUUUUAUUGCCGCUUAUUUACUCUAUUUCCGAGCGGAACGAUUCGCACCACGAUUCUGCGACCACAGAAUUAAUUUUGAUCCAGCUCCCUUUUCGUCCAGAGGAGAAUGUCUUGUAUGAUAGAUCACGAGGUUUUUAAAACAUCGGUCUGAGUCAUAGCGAAUCAUAGUGAAUGGGACAAUUCUAGAGCAUUUCAGUGGUUAUUAAACAAUGUGAAACGUAAAGCGGAAAGUCUUUUUAACGCAAUUUGCCUUCGUUGAAGAAUUUUCGCAAAAACACUUUUUAAAAUCAAAUCGCUUAAAAGCUGCAUUAUGAAUUUAUAGUUAAUUAGGAUUCGAGUAUGAAACCUGUACCUUUUCUAUCUUUUUAUAUUAUAUGAAAAAACUAUUAAAAAUUGGGUAUCAAAGACUACGGACAACGCGGAUAUGUUGGUCGAACUUACGUGGGUAGAUCAAAGCAAACUUGCAAAGAACAUCUAUAACACCUGUCAUUCGUAUUGUCGUUCCGUGUCUCCUCUACAAAAAAUUGUGCACGAUUCUUUUUCUCCGCUUUCGUUUGCUUGUAUAGAACGUAAAGCUAUUAACAGACAGCUGACAAGGCACGUGAAGCAACGCACUUUAGUUUGCACCUAAAGUCAAACAAAAGAUCAACGAGGAUCAACUGCACGAGGAGCCAUCAGAGAAAAUUUCAGGGUAAUAAGGCCGCGCGUGAAACCAGUCCGUUCUGUUUUAGAGGACCACUCGUAGUAUCAUGUGAAGACGGAAGGAGCGAGGAACGUUUCUCGUGAUCCCGGACGCGGUGAACUUGCCGAUCAGUUUCAGGCAUCCUCUCGGAUCACGGUUCCUGCGAUAUUGACAAUCGGAUAAGGCGAACGGAAAUCUUGUAAAUCUGUCGCAUUAUCUGCCGAGUAGCUUAUUUCCAAGAUGUCUUGUAUUCAUUAUCGGCAAGCAAACCCUCCAAAAGAAAGAAAUUACUUCGAUGGCCAAUACAAUCGCUAUGUGGCUCACUCUUACUCGCCGAGAGUCACAACUCCGGAGACUUAUAGAAGCGGUUAUUGCGCCGGGUGGAGGACGCUGGAAUUUCAGGGAAACGGCGCCGAAAUUCCGACGACAGCGAGGGCUGAUCUAUCGUAUGGAGACGCCCGAAUGCAAAGCGGAAGGAUGACGCCGACGUUAAAGCAAGAGACAAUGAAACACGGGGACACGAUCACGCUCGAAAAGAUACAAACGAAGAUCAAGUUCCUCGAGGACAGCAAUAUAGUUAUGCAGACGCGCAAUCAGAAUCUUAUCACCGAGAACAAAGCCCUCGCGUCUCAGUGAGUAUUAAUACGCGAACAAUGGACAACCUUAAUCGAUAUUCUUCCGGCUUGCACGUGAAUACACAGAUCGCCCGAUGAAAAAGGUGAUUGAGAAACAAAGAGCAUGAUUUUUUGCGGCUUGGUCAUUACUUGCGUCAUCCACAUCGAUCGUCCUUAAAAUACGAAUUUUUCUAUCCUUCGACAAAUUUAAAAAUAAUUUUCAGUCUAUUUUAUCAGUUACUACGUCUCAAUUUUCUAUCUGUUCUAUGUGCUAUCUACUUUCUUCAAAAAGUUUUCUUUGAUGUUUUCUAUCUACGUUUCAAAGAGAAGAUUUUAUUUUAUUUGUGUUCUGUGAAGUUGGUCGCGUCCAACUUCGUUUAUUAAAGCAAUAUUAUUGGAUCUCUUUGUACAGAGGCCGAAUUAAAAAAAAACCUUUAUGGUAAUUUUAAUUAGUGAUAAUGAAAAUACUUUUAACUCGUUUUAGAAUAAAAAUCUGCCCUUCGAAAGAUACAACGAGUCAAGUUUUUCAAUUGCUAUAAUUUUUCCCCGACGUUGUCUCUACAUCAUUGUCUGACCACGGUUUACGUUUCGCAUUCUGGUUUCGUAUUUAAUGACUUUCGACUGGCUUUUCUUACACACGCUCAUAUUUUCCUUUCUUCUCUUUUUCUAACCGAGAGCAAGUAUUCCGUGCGUUGAAUAAUCCUCGUUUCUAACGUACGGUCCCUUUGUAAGACUCAAAGAGGAACGGGACGAAGUGAAAAGGCUAGAGAAGAGGCUGACGUUGCUGCGAGAGGAACUUGAUUUCGAAAGAUCGAAGAUCGAAGGGAUGAAACAAGAGGCAGAAGAAGUCAGAAAAAGACAAAUGCCGAUGGUCGAAACAAAGGGAACGUCGACAACGAAUAUCAUAAUAUCUAAGACUGAUCGUGGAGUUCAAGUCUGGGCGGUAUGCAUGGCUUGUCAAAGAAAACUGGAAAGUUGCGAGAAACAACCACCCACCGUCAUCAUCACCAAAUCGGAAUUAGAAGUGUUGGAAAAAGAUAUGCAGACUCUUCGAGAUACCAUAAUCGCGCGAGAACAAGCAUGGGACAAGGCCAUGGAACGCGAGCACAAUUAUAGGCAACAGUUGACGCGACUCACCACGGAAACAAUCACGGCUCGUCACCUUUCCGACACGCGCUACGAAGAGCUCAAAACUGCGACAAACGCGCUGCAGGAAAAAGAAUCAGAAUUUAAAUCGACUCAAAAGGAUAACGCAUAUCUACAGAAAUUGAUCGCGAAGAUUUACAAUAGCUAUCAAAGAGGGCAAGAAGGAUAUCAAAGAAGCAAUUUGACAGCUGAUAUUAAUGAGAAAGAUCAAAGAUUUAUCGAAGACAUUGCUCGACGAGCAUCCAGCGGAAAAGGCAAACAGAAACCGAAAUUGAAAAGUUCCUGUUCGGAAAGAACCGCACAUUCUGCCGUUUAUCAACACAGUCCUCGUGACAAAAGUUCGAGAUCUGCUAAGGAUCAAGCAGGUUGUUUAAAAGAACCGAAGCGCUAAUGAUAACUCCUUCUUAACGAUAUCAGGAUCUUUUAUUGAAAAUAAGAAAAUAUGAAAUUUGUACAUGCCAAAAAUGCAAUUUUUAAGCUAAAUUAAUCUUUGAUCUUCGUUAUUUUAAUCGCAUAUUUAACUAUGACUGCAAGAACAAUCAAUAUUUGGAUUCGUCUGGAUUAAUCUAAUAAUCCCCAUAGGGAAUUUUAUGUAAAAUCAGAAGAUAAAUAAAUACCAUCGAUAUCGAAGGCGAUAAAGCCAAUACAUAGCUAUGAAAAGACUCAUUACUAUAAAAUUAUGAACAAUAUAAAAACAAUGAUAUCUUACCACAACACCUGUCGCGGGGUAAUAUAAACAAACGUCUAAUCACUUCGACUUUCUUCACUAAAAUGACAUCCCGCGCCCCGCCGCGGUUUGCUCAGUGAAUUUUGGUUAGCGAGAAAUGGGGAAACCUUCCAGCAAGUCGAACGUACAGAAAUACGAAUUUUCAAAUGUCAGAUUUCUGAAAGGGAUAUAUUUUCAGUAAUGAGCAUAUUUAUGUCCCAAACAAACAAAUAAUACAUUAGACCGAAAUACGCAAAUAUAAGUAAACGUAAACACGCGUAAGCUAAUUAAUUAAAGCUAAUUAAUUUGGAUGAACAAAAUUUAUGCAUUUGAAAUGUGGAUACCUGCGUUUAGACAUUUAAUAUACGUGUCAUCGUUUAAUUUGAUUAAAUAAAAUUGAUUAAUAGAUAGAAAGCAUAAAAAUCAUAAUUUUUAGUCUGAAAUAAAGUAGUAUUCUAGACCAGAAAAUUUUAAUUAUAUCUUAUAAAUGGGGAAGAGAUAAACGACAAAAAAGUAAAUUAUAUGUAUUUUGUCUGUUAUUAU
Messenger RNA from Bombus huntii, 4185 nucleotides. RefSeq lists its product as uncharacterized. Lineage: Eukaryota; Metazoa; Arthropoda; Insecta; Hymenoptera; Apidae. The coding region runs from base 2617 to 3327 and encodes 236 amino acids. The record is from RefSeq and is a predicted model, not a curated record. The transcript is spliced from 7 exons.